GUUAGGGUUAGUAUGGGUUUAACUAUCCGUGAAACAAAAAAAAUUCCAUAGGUGCAAUAGCAUACAGGUGAAAUUGUCAUGGGUUCAAAUGUAUGUGGGUUCAAAUGUAAUGGAACCUUAUUAUUGAUGUCUUACAAUUGAAUAUCACCAUGUUGAUAAAAUUACAUGGCUUGUUUAAUAUGCAUGCAUUCAUAAUGUUUGGUUGUUGAAUAUUUUGUUUUGAAUAUUAUCAAAGAGGGUUUUACAAGAAUAUUUGGUUGUAUUUUGAUGCUGGUGCUUUUAAUAUAGCAAUUCGGUAAAAUAUCAUUUAAUAAUUUUUGUAAACUUUGAUUAUAAAGCAUAUGAUAAGCAUAAUAUGUGUCCGACAUUGAAUAACAGGCUUUUUGGUAUUUUUAUUUAUAGACUGUAAUAUCUAGAUUUCAUUUACAUACAUAUUGAACACUUCUUGUUUGACUGAUAUAGGCAUUCCACAACAUGCCUCAUAAAACAAAGAGAAAGUUCAUUGAUAAGAAAAAGGCAUUCACGUUUCAACUUGUCCACAGGAGUCAAAAAGAUCCUCUGGCUGCAGAUGAUGAAGCACCUCAACGUGUUCUUGUACCGCUGGAUGAAUCAAUUUCACAGCAUGAAAAUAUACAAGAAUCACCUGAUGAAAGAGAAAUGAGAUUGUCAAAACAGAGGAUUUAUGGUGUUGGAUUUGAUGAUGACUAUGAUUACAUGCAACAUCUGCGACAGCCUGAAAAACAGACUGCAAUACUUGUACCUAAAAGCAAUCGAGUAACUUUUCAAGAGCCAAAUGAAAUUUCACAUUGUUCACACGAAGAUAUGACUGAGGUAAUAAAAGAUGGGGAGAAGUCUGCUGCUAUCAAAAUACCAACUGUUGUUUUUGCUUCUAAAGAAGAGGAAGAUAUUGGGAUGCUGCAUCGUGCUAUUCCACCAACAGGUCCACUAAUUGAAUGGGAUCCGGAUGUUGUCGCAGCCAUGGACGAAGAUUUUGAUUAUGAAAAUCCAGAAAAUGUUAUCGAGGAUGAUUUUAUAUUGCAAGCAACAGAUGAGAUAGAUGAAAGAAAUGAAAAUAGAUCAGAUAUUGGUAGUGAUGAAGGAGAAGAGAAUGAAUAUUAUAGUGAUGAUGAUAUGGGAUCAUGUGAUUCUGAAGAUUAUUUUGCAAACGAAGAAACAAGAUCUAGAUUUACACAAUAUUCCAUGUCUUCAUCUGUUCUUCCUAGAACCGAACAUUUAUCAAUAUUGGAUGAUCAGUUUGAGAAGUUUUAUGAAACAUAUGAUGAUGACAAAAUUGGAGAUCUCGGUCAAGUUGAAAUUGAUGGAGCAGUUCCUGUUGAUAAUAUAGCUCAAGAAGAUGCAAUUAAUAUGUUACUUGGAAUAAAAAAUAAAUCUCCGAAUUCCAACAUGAAUCUGAGGUUGAAAACAGUUCCUGAACUAGUUGAGGCAAAAGACCAGGUUGAACAAGUUGAGUCAUCUGAAGAAUCCUCUGAUGACGAUAUGAUUGAAUUAACUAAAGAAGUUCCCAAAGAAAAUUGGGAUUGUGAAUCAAUAUUGAGUACAUAUUCUAAUAUCUACAAUCAUCCAAAGGUAAUUCAAGAUCCACCUAAACCUAUAAGGUUGUCAAAGAAGACUGGAAUUCCCUUGGACACACUGCCAACAAGAGGAGUGACUGCAAAGCAGCUUCGGAUGCUUGACCUUGAAAAUGAAAUGAAUGAUAAACAGUUCUGCAGAAAUCAAACGAUAUCAGAAUCUAGUAAUGUAACAUCUGUUGCAUCAAAUGUAAGAAGGAAAGGAGAAACUAAAGAUGAGAAGUCAGCUAGGAAACAUGUCAUCAAAGAGAUGCGUCGAGAAAGAAGAAUGGAAAAGAAAGCAACCAAAGUCGCAUUUCGACAUGAAAAAGACAGACAAUGGAAAGAACAGAUAAAUAUACAGAAAAAUCUAAAAGGAAUGAAAAUAUCUUGAAACUAAUCUGUGCAAUGAAAUGUAACUUGAUUCAUUUGGAUUUAAUGGUGUAAUUGUGUGGGAUUUUCUGUAUUUGAUAGUUGAGGAGUGGGAGAAGUGCCCUUGUCUUCAACAAACUCAGAGGCAGCGUGACAUUGAGCGUUAUACAGAAAACACGAGGUUACAUUGCCUUAUUA
This is a messenger RNA of Styela clava, 2138 nucleotides long. Its product is annotated as protein LTV1 homolog. The record is from RefSeq and is a predicted model, not a curated record. Gene Ontology annotation, cellular component: nucleus; preribosome, small subunit precursor; cytosol. Lineage: Eukaryota; Metazoa; Chordata; Ascidiacea; Stolidobranchia; Styelidae. Gene Ontology annotation, biological process: ribosomal small subunit export from nucleus; ribosomal small subunit biogenesis.